Messenger RNA from Cydia amplana, 1225 nucleotides. RefSeq lists its product as uncharacterized. The record is from RefSeq and is a predicted model, not a curated record. The coding region runs from base 46 to 1206 and encodes 386 amino acids. Lineage: Eukaryota; Metazoa; Arthropoda; Insecta; Lepidoptera; Tortricidae. The transcript has 4 exons.
UACAAGUGCCACCUGUACAAGAAAGUCGUGCAAAACAAAUUUACAAUGACAAAAGGAGAGGAACAAUUGAAGAUAUUUCUUCAAGAUAUCGCAAUAAAAGAAAAUUAUCUACUAAGUAAAAUCGAUAUUAGGCCAAUAUCGUCUGGAGGAGCCAACUACACAGCAGAUUUAUACUCGGCCACAAUUACAGAACCUCUAAAACCGGAUAUAAAUAUUUUUGCCAAAGCUGCUACUUUGAACGAGGACGCAAGAAAAAACAAUGACACCUUAUCUAGGGUAUACGAAAAAGAAGCACUUUUCUACUCUGAAUUGGCCGUACACUUCGAAAGACUUUACAAUAAAUGCCAAGUCCCUGUAGAAGAUAGGUUGUAUAUACCCAAAUACUACGGGCACUUAUUAGUCCCUUACGAGGAACUUCUGGUUGUAGAGAAUCUUGAUGCUAAAGGAUUUAAAAUCUUUGAUAGAAUGAAGACAAUUAACUGGGAGUAUGCAUCGACAGCUGUUACUGAGUUGGCUAAGUUCCAUGCCCUUGGACUAGCAUUGCGCGAUGAAAACCCUCAUGAAUUCACAAGAGUAAUCAGCCGAUUGAAAUUUGAUGCAUCCAACCAUGAACAGAUGCACUCAUUUAUAAAAAUGGCGCUUGAGAAUGGAUCUCAAGGCUUAAAUGAUGAUUAUAAGGAACGUCUCCAUAAGUAUUUCUCUUCGACAGAGAAUUUGGUGAAGCUUAUGAUAAUGGAAGGUGAACACUUUUUGAUUCAUGGGGACUUUAAGACAAGCAAUCUGAUGUACAGGCGUCGCAACGGAAAGCUGGAGAUAGUUCCUCUAGACUACCAAACCUUAAGGGGUGGAAACCCAGUAGUCGACCUCAUGUAUUUUGUCUUCUCCGGGUCUGAUGAGGAGUUCCGCCGACUCUACUACCAGCAGCUCAUGGACCACUACUUCUCGCAGCUGACCUUGGCGCUGCAGCAGCUUCAUGUGGACGUGGAGAAGGUGUAUCCUAGGGUGACUUUUGAUGCAGACCUGAUUAAGAUGAGACCUCUAGGUCUAUUCCUAGGUCUAAUAAUGGUCAGGGUGGUGACUGUGGCCCCAGAAGAAGCACCCAAGAUGGAUGGCGACAUUAACAUAAUGCAGGUGAAACCUAACCAGAUGGCUGUGGAACGCAUAAGUGGAAUCGUGAGAGACUUUAUUCGAUGGGGAGUUUUAUAAAAAGUUCUUAAUAAAUAUG